AUGUUUCUUCUAGUAGUUGGCCAUAACCAAAGGUAUAGGACACUUCAACCGAUCUUUAGAAGAUCUACCGAAGUCAUUAGUAGGUAUUUUAAGGCAGUGCUUUAUGCUAUUGGGGAGUUGAGAGAUGAGAUGAUUCGGCCUCCCUCCAACCAUUGUCAUCGUAAAAUACAAGAAAGCACUCGCUUCAAUCCAUAUUUCAAGGAUUGUGUUGGAGCAAUUGAUGGGACUCAUGUGCUUGCUAGAGUCCCAAAAAGUAUCUCAGCUGCCUUUAGGGGUAGAAAGGUGGGGACUACCCAAAAUGUCAUGGCUGCGGUAGACUUUGAUCUAAAGUUUACCUAUGUACUUGCGGAGGUGGCGUCAAGAGGUGCCAAGACUGACAAAGGAUUCAAAGAGGUUGAAAAAUUGAAAGUUGCAAAGCGUAUAUCUUCUUUCGUUGGUUAUGACGUGUCUAUUACGCAAGUGCACAAUCAUAUUCGCAAGUGGAGGAAUAGGUGGACAAGGCUUGUUUAUUUGAAGGCUUUAAGUGGGGCACUUUGGGAUGAUGACAAGAAGAUGGUAGUGCUAGAAGAACAACACUAUUUGGGCCACACUCAGGAUCAUCCAGCAGAUGCUGAAUUGCUCAAUUCUCCACUAGAGAACUACGACUAUAUGGAACUUUGCUUUGCUAAUAAGCAUGCCACUGGGAAAUAUGCAAUGGGCCCCGGUGUGCCCCUGGGAACGCCUAUUGUUGUGGAAGACAAGGAUAAACCGAAUGUCAUGGAGGGGGAAGGAACAACGGAUGAGGUAUUGCAACAUCUUCCUGGAUCUAACUUUGUACUUCCUACUGCUAGUGCCACUCAGGACCCUUCUCCUACUUCAAAUAAGAAGAGAAAGAGGGCAUCUGGCUUGACAGAGGAGGACUCAAUCCAGUGUAGCAACAUGACUGAUGCUAUGCGUGAGAUUGCAAGUGCUAUCAACAACACUUGCCAUGCUGAAACACACCCCGACUUGUACAAGGCUGUCAUGGACCUUCUUGUGUUUAAUCAAGAUGAGCGCUUGGCUGUUUUAGAUUAUCUCACAGAACAUAAGGCAAAAGGCCUAAACUUUGUGAAGAUGGAUGAUGAAGUCUGA
Molecule: messenger RNA, 1110 nt
Organism: Triticum turgidum subsp. durum (durum wheat)
Lineage: Eukaryota; Viridiplantae; Streptophyta; Magnoliopsida; Poales; Poaceae
Source: the annotation of a GenBank genome assembly